This is a messenger RNA of Boleophthalmus pectinirostris (great blue-spotted mudskipper), 3059 nucleotides long. RefSeq names its product gastrula zinc finger protein XlCGF8.2DB-like. The record is from RefSeq and is a predicted model, not a curated record. Gene Ontology annotation, biological process: regulation of DNA-templated transcription. The transcript has 2 exons. Lineage: Eukaryota; Metazoa; Chordata; Actinopteri; Gobiiformes; Gobiidae. The coding region runs from base 284 to 1453 and encodes 389 amino acids. Gene Ontology annotation, molecular function: RNA polymerase II cis-regulatory region sequence-specific DNA binding; DNA-binding transcription factor activity, RNA polymerase II-specific.
GUAGCUUUUUGGCAACUAGUCAGAUUAAUUUGUCGCAUCCAGCAAAAGUAAAAUAAAAUCGCUAUUAUUCUCUAAUUAUGUAGAUAUCGUACAUAUAAAUGAAUACAAUUAUGCACAUUAGAGAUGCAUAGCGUACUAGAUUUUGCAGAAGAAGACGAUAUUUUUCCCGUCAAAACCUAAAGCUGCCUCUUUGUUUAGCAUUAGCCGCUAGCCCUUAUCCAGCUGUGCAAAAGAUUAAAAGCAAAAAUUAACCUGGAUCCAUCUCGCCAGUUCCACCUUCACCAUGUUUCCCUGCGACCAAUGUGGGAAGAGCUACUCCACCCCGACCAACCUCAAAAACCACCAGCGCCUUCACACGGGGGACAAACCUUUUAGCUGUGAAUUCUGUGGAAAGUCGUUUUACUGGAAUCACGAUUUGACUAAACAUUUAAGGGUCCACACUGGCGAGAAACCGUUCGGAUGCGACCUGUGCCACAAGGAAUUCGCCACCGCUCGGAAACUCAAACUCCACAUUCAGAUCCACACGGGAAACAGACCUUUUAGCUGCGAAGUUUGUGAUAAAGCGUUUGUGCAGAAUCACGACCUUCGGAGACACAUGAUUAUACAUUCGGGGGAGAAGCCUUUCAAAUGUACCGAGUGCGGGAAGACGUUUAUGCGCGAGGAGAAACUCAAAAUUCACGAAAGAAUUCACACUGGAGAGAAACCCUACUCUUGUGAAGAUUGUGGGCAGAUGUUUGCGCAUUCGUACACGCUCGACAUGCACAAAAGACUUCAUACGGGAGAAAAACCGUACAGCUGUGAAUUCUGUGGGAAAACUUUCAUCCGAAGCACGCAUUACAAAGAGCAUAUCCGUCUACAUACCGGUGAAAGACCUUACAAUUGCGAUCAAUGCAAAAAAACAUUUAGGACGUCGUAUUUGUUAGCAGCGCACAAAACUACACACAAUAAAGAGACGGUAAUACCAUGUGAAAUAUGCGGUAAGAUCAGCCACACAAGAGGGACCUACGCCUACCACAUGAGGAGGUACCAUCCGGAAUGCAAGCCCCAAAAUCCCAAUCCGAUUAGGAAUUUCUCAAGGUUCAAAUCGAAACAGCAAAAAGAUGCCGAACAACAAGAGGAAGAGGAAUCACCAGAAAAGCAAGUUAAAAACGAGGAGGAGGAGGAACCAGCUGUUGAAGGCGUUUCCGGGGAGCAGAAAUCAAGUGGGGACCAAGAACAGACUGAAACUGUAGUUAAACAGGAGGCAGAGGAUGGGUCCGAUUUGGAAGAUUCGGAGGAGGAACAAGAUGAAAAAUUUGAUCCAAAACUUAAAACUCUUAAGGCUGAGUUAGAAGAAGAAGAGGAAAACCAAGAAGCAUUUCAAACUGUCGUGAAACAAGAAAUGAAAGAGGAGUCAGAUCCAGAGGAGCAGGAAUUUCUAAAUAUUAAGAUCAAAGAGGAGCCAGAGGAUUGAUUUCUAUUAGUUAGAAAUGUUCAUGAAUCUCCAACAUAUUUAUUAACUCUUUUUAGAUGACAUUAACACUCAAAAUACAAAAUAAUUAUUUCUAAUAUAAAGAUUGGACCCUGUAAAUCCGUGUAUCAUUCGUUCAUUUUUUUUUCAAUCUAAAAUCAAAUAUACAAAAACAUUUGUCUCCAAAACCAAAAUGAAAAAAUGGAUAACAAUUUAUUUUUUCAGUUUUUGAUUUUGUGUUUAAAUGAAUAAUGGAAAAUGCAGAUAAGUCCCGUUUCCGUGACUUAAACUGCAAUGCUGGACUUUUGGGCCACAUACGGACUGAGACCAGGACUGAAAACAGUUUAGUCCUGUUUUAGUUCUGAUUCAGUCCUGGUUCAGUCCGUAUGCGGCACAAAAGUCCAGCAUCGCAGUUUAAGUCACGGAAAGAAAAAACUGCCGUUAAUCAUUUUUUUCCAUUAUUCAUUUAAACACAAAAUCGAAAACUGAAAAUAUGAAUCGUUUUCCGUUUUUUUCAUUUUGGUUUGAAGACAAAUAAUGAAGAAAACUGUUGUUUAAAACGAUUGAACGAAUGAUACAUGGAUUUCUGUCACUAUCCCCUCAUGAAGUUUAAGGCCCUGUACCCGAUUUUUGUCCGCAUGUUUAUGAGCUCUCUGCGUAAAAUAUCAAGCGUUUUAUACUCUUGAUAAUCAGGAAGUGCGUGUUAGUUGAUGUUAGCUUUCCGCCAUGGCAAAACCUCACUCUAGUCUCUGAGAGUUGCGAAAAGCAUUUAUAAACUCAUCACGGUGAAUAAUUAAGAUGCUCUGAAUGCAUAAGGUAAGUGAGGAAUAACUUUGGACCACUGCAAAUGGUUUAAAAUGAAUCCUUUGAGAAAAUCAGGUACAGUGCCUUUAAAUAUUUAUAGAAAUUCCUGUUGGAUAUCUUAUAAUUCUUCAUUCCUGUUUUGAUUUCAAUGGGAUACAUCUUUUAAAAAUACCAUAUAAUUAUUACAGGGAUACUAGAACAUCAGCACUUAGUUUAGCUUGAAGUGUCAUGUUUAAAAAUUCUAAACUGGAAGCAGCAAAACACAAAUUUAAGGAAAGAUUAGAUUUUCCUGCUUCCUCAUUAACAUUGAAGUCUAGACUCAUUAUACAGGAUAGGGUAGGGCAUCUGGCAUAAAACAGGUUACAACAGUGUGAUUAUUGGUAGUCUUGCUGAACUGAUGCAUGAAGGAAAGGACAUUUUGCUGGAACAGAUUAUUUUUUUGACACUAACUUUACUUUUUCACAGAUUAUACUGACAAAUUAUGAACACACUGGCUUCUCAUUCACUGUUAUGGUACUGGCUCACAAAUGUACUUCAAAAGUGCUUUUUUACUGAACAAAUCAAGCGCUCAAAGUUAAUUUAUUUAUAUAUUUUUUAUUUCAUUUUACUGUACAGUAGCAUCACUGUUGUGAUAAAAGAAAACUCUUUAAUAAUGUAACUUCCUUAGACACAUAGAUCGCAAACUCCUGUUAUUAGCCGUUUGCAAUUUUGCCAUGAUAAAUGUUGCCAAGUUAAACUGGGGCAUUUAGCUCUGACAUACUGUAUUUAAACAUUUAAACAGCUUGCUAAUAAAAUUGUAUAUUUA